AUGAAGCACUCGAAUCACGUCUCGAAUGAAUUUAGCGAAGGUUUCAAUAUGCUUUUAGCACCAUUGAUAAAAUUUUCUACAGUCGUUCAUUCGAUUAUUCUUGAUGGUGAAAUGCUUGUUUAUGAUACAUAUCAAAGUCGUUAUUUCACCAAAGGAGAAACACCAGUGGACGUCAAAAAUAUAAAAGACAAAAGUUCAAAGUUUCGACCAUGUUUCUGUGCUUUUGAUAUUCUGCUUUACAAUGAUGAAAGUUACAUGAAUCGGCCUUACACUGAGAGAUGCCAACUUCUUCAACAACUGUUUAAAGAUCGUAUUGGUGUGAUGGUGAAAACAAAACCAAUUAGAAUUCGUGAUGUUGAUCAUAUGUUGGAUCUUUUCAAUGCUGCAGUUGAAAAACAAGAGGAAGGAAUUGUACUUAAAGAUGCACAAUCAAUUUAUAAGCCUGGCGAUAGACAAGGUGGUUGGUAUAAAGUGAAAGCUGAUUAUUUUGAUGGAGAUGUUGUGAAGGAAUUUGAUUGCGUUAUUAUUGGAGGAUUUUAUGAGAAUCUAAAUUCAAGAAAUUUCAUUCAUAAAUAUUUAGUUGGUGCUGUUGAGAAAAUUGACGAAGAUUGCAUGAAUGUUUUUGCUGUUGGUGAAGUGAGUCAAGGAGUGACAGCUCAAGAACGAAUAAAAAUCAACGAGUCUCAAACCACAUCUUGUUGA
Messenger RNA from Clunio marinus, 702 nucleotides. NCBI's taxonomy places the organism in Eukaryota, Metazoa, Arthropoda, Insecta, Diptera, Chironomidae. The record is from the annotation of a GenBank genome assembly.